AUGGAGUUUAUCCAUCUGCCAACCUUUCCGGCAGAAACAGGCUUCUUCUUUGUGAACGAGGAAGAUAGCAAGCUCCAUCCCUGCAUUGAUUAUCAGCCCCUCAACAACAUCACUAUGAAGAACCGUUACCCUCUUCCCCUGCUGGCGUCUGUGUUUGAGUAUCUCCAGGGAGCAACCAUGUUUCCCAAAAUCAAUCUGCGCAAUGUUUGCAACCUGGUUUGCAUAAGAGAAGGGGAUGAGUGGAAGAUAGCUUUCAAUAGCUCUAAUGGCCACCUUGAGUACCUAGAGAUGCCCUCUGGAUCUGUGACUCAGCGAGGCAGCAUACAAGUCAUCGAGACAUUCCAUCAAGCAGCCGAGCUUGUGAACGCUGCCUACAAAACAUCCAGAGGCAGUAAAUUAAGGUCAACUAUCACCGAAAACAACGCAGAAGCAAGCGGAGGCGAAGCUGAUUCGGAGGAUGAGCUGUACUGGUGUAUCGCAAAGCCGAAACACAGCACGUUCAAGACGCGGUCGCAGACAGAGGGUAAAACAGCUGCACACAAAGACUCCAUUCUUGCAAAUGACCUGCUCAGUUUUUUCAAACUUCCUGUGGCUGAGACGCGGAAUGCAGUGAGAGCAGCUGAGCUGAUGGAAACAACCAUUGAACUUAUUCGGCAGAUGGUUUACACCCAGGAGAAAAUGUUCAGGAAUGCAUCAGAUCUACUCAGCACACUAGAUCUUCAGACACUGGCCAAAAUAACCGGUUGUACCACUCAACUACAGAUGGUCACCUGCUCCAGCUCCUGCCUAUUGGACAAAUAUCGAACUAUUUCUGGCAUCUGCAAUAACAGACAGCACACCCACUGGGGAGCAGCUAAUGUCCCAUAUGUUCGAUGGCUUCCUCCAGAGUACGAUGAUGGGUUUUCAGUUCCAAAAGGAUGGCGUGAGACUAAGGAAUAUAAUGGAUUCCAAUUACCACUGGCCAGGAUGGUGUCUACAGCAAUCCUGCACACUGGCAACAGGAACAUUUCUCUGGACAGCAAUUAUGCCCAUAUCUUGGUGGAAUGGGGACAGUGGAUUGACCAUGAUAUGGACCUGACACCACAGAGUGCCAGUACAUCUUCCUUCAUCGACCGUGUUGAUUGUUCAUCAUCCUGCAGUAACAGAAGCCCAUGCUUCCCAAUACAGAUCCCAGAUGACGAUCCACGUGCCUGUGAAAGGGAGAAGUGCAUGCCUUUCUUCCGCUCAGCCCCAGCAUGUGGGAGUGGUGAAUCCGGAAUCCUCACAGGACAACUCCACCCCAGGGAGCAACUGAACAGCAUCACCUCAUUUGUGGAUGCCAGCAUGGUGUACGGAAGUACAGAGACCGUGGCAUGGAAACUGAGAAAUCAUACCAGUGGCCUUGGGUAUCUGGCCAUUAACCAGCAAUAUUCUGACAGCGGCCUGGCCUUCUUGCCCUUCAUGACCAAAAAGCUUCAGAAUCCCUGUGCUCUGACAAGAGACCAAUCCCGCCUUGGAAACAAGUCAGACAUUCCAUGUUUUCUGGCUGGGGAUUCCCGAGCAAAUGAACAUCUAGGGAUGCAAGCUCUACACACUAUCUUUUUACGUGAACAUAACCGGAUAGUGUCAGAACUACAUCAGCUAAACCCACACUGGAGUGGUGAGACUCUGUACCAGGAGGCACGAAAGAUCAUGGGAGCCUACCACCAGAUUAUAAACUGGAAGGAUUACGUACCCAAGAUUCUCGGUCCUGAAGCAACAAACCAGCACUUGCCUCCGUACAAGGGCUACGAUGAAACCGUUGACCCCCGGAUUUCCAAUGUGUUUGCUACAGCAGCCUUUCGUUUUGCUCACGUUACCAUCCAUCCGAUACUCUUCCGACUGGACGAGAAUUACAGAGAGAAUCCUACCUACCCCAGCAUCUCUCUGCACAAGUCAUUUUUCUCUCCCUGGAGAAUUAUAGAAGAAGGAGGCAUUGACCCAAUCAUUCGAGGCAUUAUAUUAAACCCAGCCAAGCUUCAAACACAAACACAGAUGAUGCCGGAAGAGCUGACGGAGAAGCUGUUUAAGCCCAAGGAAUCCUUAGCAUUGGAUCUGGCAGCACUGAACCUGCAACGAGGAAGGGAUCAUGGGCUACCAAAUUAUAACGCUUGGAGGCAGUUCUGUGGACUGCAGGAAGCCAAGAACAUCUCUGAAUUAACGCAGAUCGUUAACAGCACGUACUUAGCGAGAAGGCUCCUGUCAGUGUACAAGACACCAGAAAAUAUAGAUGUGUGGAUUGGUGCAAUAGCAGAGCCACUACUACCUAGAGCUCGUGUUGGGGAGCUCUUGGCUUGUCUUCUUGGAAAACAGUUCCGAGUUCUGAGAGAUGGAGAUCGGUUCUGGUGGGAAAACGAAGGUGUGUUUACCAGCCAACAGAGAGAAGAGUUGAGUAAAGUCACUCUGUCCAGAAUCUUAUGUGACAACAGCAGAGUUCAGAGAAUCCCCAAGGAUGUGUUUUCACGGAACCAAUAUCCCAAUGACUUUGUACUUUGUGACAGCUCCGCAAUCCCCUCACUCAAUUUGGCUCCUUGGAAAGAGGCUACAGAAACUGCUUGUGGGGAAGUCCCCACGGUGGAAAACGCACAUUUCUUCUUCUGCAAAACAUCAUUCCAUUUUGAAUCAAACCUAUUGUUUGAACAGUGGCUUAAAUAUAUCCAGCUAUGA
Molecule: messenger RNA, 2685 nt
Organism: Mobula hypostoma (lesser devil ray)
Lineage: Eukaryota; Metazoa; Chordata; Chondrichthyes; Myliobatiformes; Myliobatidae
Product: eosinophil peroxidase-like
Exons: 15
Coding region: 1-2685 (894 amino acids)
Biological process (GO): response to oxidative stress
Molecular function (GO): heme binding; peroxidase activity
Source: RefSeq, a predicted model, not a curated record